GCAAUGCAACAACUGAAUCUUCGACAAACUCUUCAAGAUCGAAGCUUUGGGGUUUUGUCAGAAGAGGAGGUGAGAGAGAGAGAGAGAUAAGAAAUUGCGGAUUCAGCUUUGGGCCUCUCAGAGUCGGGUUUGGGUUCGAGCUUUUGUUGUCUCACAGAUCUUCUGCGUUUGGCGUUCUGCGUGUGGCGUUUGCGUCUGAACACCACGUGCAUUCGCGAUGGAGGAAACAGGCACUUUUGCCAGAGAGUGAGAGAUUGGUGGAAGAGAGGAGAAAGCGGGGCAAGAAAAGAAAACUAUCAACGAACAGAGAAAGGGAAACCAAAAUGGCCUUCACUUACACCCCUCUCUCUCUCUCUGCCUUUUUCCGUUUUGCAAAUAUUCCCUUAAAAAAAAACAAAAAUCCAUUAUCCCCAAUGAUUCAAAUCCACCAUUUCUUCCCUAUUCUCUAUCUUCCUCUUCAUCUUUUACCGCCACCGCCACUCUUAGGCCAUCGGAACCACCGCCGCCGUCUGUCCCUUCAUCCUCUCUCUCUUCCCGUUGUUCUAACAGGUCGACCAGGAUAGAGCCUACAGGAGACGGAAGAAGAGCGAGGAAGAGCUCCAAUGGCCGAGUAGUUCCGCUCAUGUAAUAUCCCAGUUGGCUAAAUGUUUUAGUGAGUGCACAAAUUAAUGCUUUUCAUAUAUCCAGUAUAGAGUGUGACAUAUAUAUAUAGAUGCAUUGUCUGAAACCGGUGCGGAUGAAGCUACAGCUAUGGUUGGAUCAAGAGCAUGGAUUGGAGGGUUGUUCACACGCUCCAAUAGACGCCACGAGAGGUUCAUCGACUAUCCCUUGUCUAUUCUUCAGGAACAAAGAUUUCAAAGACUGCAAGAUCGAAUACUAGUUCCCUUUGACGAGACGCGUCUUGACCAUCAGGAAGCGUUACGUUCGCUGUGGCGUAUUUCAUUUCCGAGUGUCGCUCUCACGGGUUUGGUAUCGGAGCAGUGGAAAGACAUGGGAUGGCAAGGCCCCAAUCCUUCUACAGAUUUUAGGGGUUGCGGGUUUGUUUCCCUCGAGAACUUGCUAUUCUUCGCCAGAACGUACCCUGUAUCUUUCCGAAGGCUAUUGCUAAAACAAAGAGGCGACCGUGCCAAAUGGGAGUAUCCCUUUGCUGUUGCCGGAAUCAAUAUAUCCUUCAUGUUGAUUCAAAUGUUAGAUUUACACGCAGAUCCAAAGCCGAAAUGUGUUCCAGGGAUGAACUUCCUCAAACUCUUAGAAGGUGUAUAUAAACACAUAUAUAUAUAUACACACAUGUGUGUGUUUGUGUCUGAGAACUCUGCUUUAUUUGAGUUCCUGUCGGAUAUGAAUGUUGCAGAAGACGAGAAGGCCUUCGACGUACUAUACUGUAUAGCUUUCGCCAUGAUGGACGCUCAGUGGCUUGCCAUGCAUGCUUCCUACAUGGAAUUCAACGACGUGCUGCAGGCCACGCGGAAUCAGCUAGAGAGAGAGCUUUCGUUGGAUGAUAUUCAUCGGAUACAAGACCUUCCUGCUUACAAUCUCUUGUUCCAGUAGAUCUUGUAACUAGUUCUCUUCUCCCACAUCUUUGGAACUUGGCAUUUAACCGGUUCCCGACAUUGAUGAGGUCGCAUGUUUCGGAAUGUAACGUAAUGUAUAUCCAGACAUUCACGUAGACGAAAGGCAACAAAAGAAGCUCAUUUCCAUGUUAAACUCCAUUUAUAU
This is a messenger RNA of Tarenaya hassleriana, 1716 nucleotides long. RefSeq names its product ELMO domain-containing protein A. Lineage: Eukaryota; Viridiplantae; Streptophyta; Magnoliopsida; Brassicales; Cleomaceae. The record is from RefSeq and is a predicted model, not a curated record. The coding region runs from base 751 to 1548 and encodes 265 amino acids. The transcript is spliced from 9 exons.